This is a messenger RNA of Cryptococcus deneoformans JEC21, 3057 nucleotides long. RefSeq lists its product as hypothetical. Gene Ontology annotation, biological process: regulation of DNA-templated transcription. The record is from RefSeq and is a predicted model, not a curated record. The transcript is spliced from 6 exons. Lineage: Eukaryota; Fungi; Basidiomycota; Tremellomycetes; Tremellales; Cryptococcaceae. Bases 237 to 2093 code for a protein of 618 amino acids. Gene Ontology annotation, molecular function: DNA-binding transcription factor activity.
UGGUCCUUGAUUUUUUUUCUUCAGUAUGCUAAACUUUUUUCAAUAGUCAACCCGAAAGUUCCCUUCAAACAUCUGUUUCGAACGACAGCAAACAGGGACGAGCAGGAUUUGGCUGUAACCGGGGCAAGCUGGUUAAAACUGGAAGCGACUGAAAGGCUGGUCAGAACGAGGAGGACGAGCAAAGAGAGCAGUCUAAAUACAGCUUUCCAGGCGUAGAAGGCAACUUUCGAACGAACAUGCCCCCAAAACGCCCAACUCCAUCACGUUCCUACGCACCAAAUAAACUCCAGCGCCGGGCAACUCUCCCGGCGGCUGCUAGAGCGAUAAAAGAAGUUUCAGAAUUGUCGGAAGAGGAUGAUGAUGUGGAUGAUGAAAUGAAAGCAAAGCUAGCCAGAAAAGAGGCAAGAACGAUACGUAACCGAGAGUCAGCCCAAAGAUCUCGCAACCAACGCAAAGCCCAUCUAGCUUGGCUAGAGAGUAGGGUCCUCGAGCUAGAGGCAGAAAAUCAAGCUCUCAGAGCUGGGCCGCCCAAUGCCAAACCCAAAGCCAAAAAAGAAAGUACAGAAAAUGUGACUGAGAUAAGUGGGCCCAGUACAUUGAGGACAUCGUCUUCAACAUCAGUGUCUGCUUCAGAAUCACCAUCACCUUCGGUUCACCCAAAUCCCAUAUCCGCCGCCGUCUCCACCUGGACAAAGCGUUCUUUCCAUCCCAAUACUUCUUAUUCUUGCACUCGUACUCACUCACGAGAACCCUCUCCGGCUCAAAGCGUAUUUUCGUUAGCAACAGAUCUCGGACUUCCCACUGAACUCGUCAAUGGCGGUGCAGGCGUCCGAUUGGCAAGCGUGACACCGCCGAGUAAAGAGAUGUUGUCAGAGAUGGGCGUGGAUGACGACGAUGAUGAUAGGGAAGCAACACAUGGGGAUAGGAUAGGGGUUGGGAAUUUUUUCCACACUCAUCUCGGCCACAUCCAGCCAAGCUCCAAUUCAUUUGACGAGGAAGAAGCCCGGCUCAAAGAGGAGAACGCACACCUCCGUGAAAGGGUUGGAUUGCUUGAAAACUUAGUUAAGCAAGUUGUCAUACUUUUCGACCUCAAUCCCAACUCGACGUCGUUACGUAUACCUGUAUCCAUGCCCAAUAUGUCGGCACCUGUACCGGCACCGCCGUCGCCUAUGCUUUUAGGUCAAAAUUCCAUGUCGAUAUCGAUCCCAACACAUACAUUGCCGUAUUCUACUUCGGACGGGGCUGGUGGAAUGCAAGAGGCGAGACGUGGGAGUGAGAUAGCGACGAACAGAGCAGCAGUAGAGAACUUUUGGGCCCAAGAAUCAACACAUUCUGGCCAGCAGCCUGAUUUUGGAGCGUCACGCACCCAGCCAUCUCACCCACAUCAAUUUUACACUUCUGACGGUCAUACUAAACACUCGGCACAUCCAUCACAUCUACCAUCACCACGUCCUCUUUUGUCCUCUCAACUAGGACAACACCCCAAUCAAAUGGAACAGAUGGAGCAGAGGCGACAGUGUGCUCACUCAGGGUAUGUGAGGUCAACCACCGGUGCGACAGUGACGAGUGCCGCUUUGGAAGAUUCCAAUCCUCGAUCCUACUCCAACUCCAACGCGGGCUUACAUCUGAACUCCAAUAUGCAUGCAGACAACAGCCCAAGUACUCUUCAACAAUUUCAUUCUGGUACGGGGCGAAAUGGGGAGAGUGCGAGCUUUGUACCUCUUCCUCAAGGUCCCAUGACGUCUACCUCCGAGAUUCCAUCUGCCAUGUCAACAACUUCAUUUCUGUCUACAUUCAUAUCCACAUCUUUAUCGAAUCCUACUGCCACCCCUACUCCUUUGUCGACUUCUCUUUUUUCAGACUCACCUUCUAUUUCAAUCUGUUCCAACGACGAGAAACAAGCCAAGCAUACCCCUGUCGCUUGUCACUCAGCAGUAGUGGCGACCUCAUCUCUCAUCUCUUCCGCUUCACUUCCAUUCGCACCGGCAAACCCGCAGGCGUAUGAGAGAAUGAGGAGGUGGCAUGAGGCCCUGCAGCGGGCGAGAGGGGUUUGGUGCUUAGUCAGCGGAUGGAAGAGGCAGAAGGUUUGGUAGAAGAGAAAGAAAAAAGUAAAAACGAUGAGAAAAUCAUGGCAACUUCCAUUGAGGGUUUAUCCUCCUCAAUCUUGACCUCGUCUCAGCCUCAUCCUUCACAGACUCCUGUCAACCAGCCCACCACCACCGUUAUCAACAUCGGGACCACAUCCAAUGCCAAUGACAAUCUACCUUCGCUUUCUCUUUCCGAUGAAGGCUCAGCAUGGGAUCAAGCUAUGGAGCGGUUUAUUGAUAGGAUAGAAGGGGGAGUAGACAUGAUGGACGAUGACUUGGCCGGGGUUAUGGAUGGUUGGAGGGUUGCAGACGGGAUCGUUGUUUGAGCGAUGGUUCCGGUGGAGCGGAGGUGUGUUUGUGUGUUGCGCUCUUGAGGUGAAAAAGCCCCGAGAACACGAUUAUGAUUUUUUUUUCUGGCCGACUACAGCAGUUCAUCUCAGGGGCUCAUUAGAAAGGUGGACUCCUCGUUCCAAGUAUCCUUCCCUUAUUACAUCACAUCAUACCAAACCUGUCAGUCACACAACUAUUCAUUAUCAUCCAACCCAACAUUCUCGACAUAAAUCUCGCUUAAAGCCUCAAAAAUUGGAGACGAAAGACAAGUGAGGAAAAAAGAAAAGGAAGACGACUUCACUUGACUCCGCGUUCCUUCCGUGCCCGCUCGCUGAAAAGGCUUGAGCCGUAUGGGAGACUCAGACGCGUGAGACGUGGGUCUGUCUCUGUUCUUUUAUAACCUCCUUGGAGCUUUCGAACAGUUUCAUUGGACUUGGCAAUAUAAGAGGGUGAGGCUUUUUGGGGAGAAUAUGGUUGUUGGACUGCUGGGCUUAGUAAAAAGGCGAUAGAACAGUGUGAAGAUGUAGGGGCAACGAUAACUGUGUAAGAUUCGAGGAUGGGUCACUGGCGAGCGCGAGAGUGAGGUGUUGGGAUAUAGAAGAUAGAAUGUAGAAAGGUAUGGCAUCGUGAUAAAUAACUA